Pseudogymnoascus verrucosus is the source of this 2101-nucleotide messenger RNA. RefSeq names its product Mannan polymerase II complex anp1 subunit (gene ANP1). Bases 368 to 1777 code for a protein of 469 amino acids. Gene Ontology annotation, biological process: protein N-linked glycosylation; cell wall mannoprotein biosynthetic process. NCBI's taxonomy places the organism in Eukaryota, Fungi, Ascomycota, Leotiomycetes, Thelebolales, Thelebolaceae. The transcript has 6 exons. Gene Ontology annotation, cellular component: mannan polymerase complex. Gene Ontology annotation, molecular function: alpha-1,6-mannosyltransferase activity. The record is from RefSeq and is a predicted model, not a curated record.
GUCUCGUAAAGUACUGGUGUACAUACGCUCCUCGUUUAAACCUAAAUUCCGCGCCCAAGGGGAACUGAAGGCGUCGUUCCUUGAAGUGACGACCAACGACUAUACACCCACCAGCCAGACACGACGCUUGUAGGAAUGCAAUCCCGUCUGGCGACGAACAGUCCAAUAUUGCUGCCUUUUUUCAAGGUCAAUUGCGCUCACCUCUGUAUUUAAGCGCAACGGGCACCUGGGCAGGACCGAUCAGGGUGAACCACAGCUGUGUUCAAUCGCAUCGGUGUUCCGCAAACGUUGGGGACCAUCGACUGGCCUACUGAUCUCGAUUUCCACCUACACGACGUUGAAAUACUGUUUGGCUACAACUGUCUUAAUGUUGCCAUCAUAUGCUUCCCCAUCGCCGAAGAUGUUAUCGAGACAUCAGGCAAAUGCCUAUUCGAAGGGCCACCCAUACCCACAAGGCGGCACUGGUACCUUCACAAUUUCUCCACAUAGGUUCCAACCCAGAAGCUCACCGACUGCAUUAAGAAAACGGCGAGCCCUUUUAAUACGACUUGCUAUUUGCCUCGGCGUUGGUUUAGUCUUUUGCAUAUUUGUAUGGCCUGGGGUGUCAAUAAUGCCUCUGAUAACACUGGGUCUGCUUUCAUCCGGGGAAGAUUUCCAACUAGAGACAGUGCGGUACUACGACUUAUCCAAUGUUGGAGGUACUGCGAGGGGAUGGGAAAGAGAGGAGCGUAUCCUUCUCUGCGCACCAUUACGUGACGCGGAAUCACAUUUGCCGAUGUUCUUUUCUCACCUGCGGAACCUCACAUACCCACAUCAUUUAAUCGACCUUGCAUUCCUUGUGUCGGAUUCCAAGGACAGGACCUUGUCGGUGUUAACCGAGCUUCUCGAGGGACUCCAGGCCGAAGAGGAUCCAAAUCAACCAUAUGGCGAGAUAUCCAUCAUCGAAAAGGACUUUGGUCAGAAAGUGAACCAGGAUGUGGAAAGUCGCCACGGAUUUGCAGCCCAAGCUAGCCGGAGAAAACUUAUGGCACAGGCGCGGAACUGGCUGCUCAGCGCUGCCUUGCGGCCUUACCAUAGUUGGGUAUAUUGGCGAGACGUUGAUGUUGAAACCGCUCCUUUCACUAUCCUGGAGGAUCUAAUGCGACACAAUAAAGAUGUUAUUGUCCCCAAUGUCUGGAGGCCCCUGCCGGAUUGGCUAGGGGGGGAACAACCAUAUGAUCUUAAUUCCUGGCAAGAGUCAGAGACAGCAUUGAUGUUGGCAGACACCCUCGACGAAGACGCAGUCAUUGUCGAAGGGUAUGCAGAGUAUGCCACAUGGCGGCCGCAUCUUGCCUACUUGCGAGAUCCAUAUGGUGACCCGGAUAUGGAAAUGGAGAUUGACGGCGUGGGCGGAGUUAGUAUUUUGGCUAAGGCUAAGGUAUUCAGGUCUGGGGUUCACUUCCCAGCCUUCAGCUUUGAGAAGCAUGCGGAGACGGAAGGGUUCGGAAAGAUGGCGAAGCGGAUGAAAUUUUCUGUUGUAGGCCUACCACAUUACACCAUCUGGCAUUUGUAUGAGCCAAGUGUUGAUGACAUUCGACACAUGGAGGAAAUGGAGCAGGAGCGCAUCGUACGUGAAAAUGAAGAGAAAGAGAAAGCUGAGAGGGCCAAAAAAAUUAAGGAACAGUUUGAUGAUCCCAACAGCCAGUGGGAAAAGGAUAAGACAGAUAUUCAAAGCCUGGCUAUGCUUGAGAAGGCAAAGGAGCAACAAGCAACCGCUACUCCCGUUGCUAACCCUUGAGGGAUCAUGACAGAGAAGAACCCACCCAAGUCAGCUACACACACAUGCCAUUUUAUCAGUACAGGUCAGCUGGGUGGGUGGCAGUAUUUAGUGGGGGGUAACGCGGUUUGUGUAUGGAAAUGUAUACUAUGUAAGUGUUGUAGAAAGGGGACAGCACGGGCGGAAUUGUCAUGUGGACUUAAUUACCCUCGAAUGCAUUGGCUAUAGAAGGCGUAUAUUUCAAGGGAAUCUGCAUAUUAGUUAUUGUGGUUUACAACUAGCUGUGCCCAUGUGAAUAGUUGGAAUGAGUGACGAAUUUCUCGGCUGUGGACCUAAUUACUGGAG